This is a messenger RNA of Hydra vulgaris (swiftwater hydra), 2117 nucleotides long. Its product is annotated as synaptotagmin-4. Gene Ontology annotation, cellular component: plasma membrane; exocytic vesicle. NCBI's taxonomy places the organism in Eukaryota, Metazoa, Cnidaria, Hydrozoa, Anthoathecata, Hydridae. The record is from RefSeq and is a predicted model, not a curated record. Gene Ontology annotation, molecular function: calcium ion binding; phosphatidylserine binding; calcium-dependent phospholipid binding. Gene Ontology annotation, biological process: cellular response to calcium ion; regulation of dopamine secretion; calcium-ion regulated exocytosis.
UUAAACUACAAAUUUGUUAGUAUCGACAACUAGUCUAAUAUGAACUUGUAUAAAGUGAAGGCAUUUUUACCAAAGUAACUCUUUUGUUUAUCAACUAUAGCAAGUUUGUAAAUCUAUUGGCGGAAAUUUUGAAAUUCAACAAGUUUAUCAUUUCUAUAAGCUGAUUUAGAAAAUGAAAUCAGGAGAAGUUAUUUUAAUACUGGCAGGAGCUUUUCUAUUUUUAUCAUCGACUUUUGUUGUGUUCAAGUUAUGUCAAUAUUUACGCAAUAAGAAAAAUAAAUACAAGAUAGUUGAUAGGACCAUAUGUUGUCCGAUCAAUAAUGAACUCCGAUCCUCACUUCGGACAGUAGAAACUCAAUUACCGGUUGAAAAUCAACCGACAAACAAUUCAUCGCAUUGUUUAAGCAGAAAAGAAAGGACUCCAACAGUUUUAGUUCUUAAUGAAAAUUAUCCAAAGGAAAGAUCAAAUUCUGAGCUGUCGGACAAUGUAUUUCUAGACGAGCCUUGGAACUUUAAACUAAGAGCUUUGUCUCAAAUAGAGUUAAGACAAUAUGAGAGAAGUCAGGAAGCAAUGAAACAUAUAAAAAAAAAAGACAUGAAAGUGCAUAAUUCUGCAAGCGAUUGUUCACGUUCAGAUGUCCCUAGUAAAAAAAAUAGUGAAGUUAGUUUACCGAAUUCUGCAAACAAUUGUUCAUGGUCAGUUGUCCCAAGUAAACUAAAUAGUGAAGUUAAUUUACUGAAUUAUGAUAGUGAUAAAGUUUCAACGGACAGUUUAUUUAGCGACAGUGACAAAUCAAGUAUUUCUAGUAUGGGUUAUACCGAGUGCAAUGAUGAAUAUCUGAGUACUAUUAGACAAAAGUUAGCAUCCAACCGCAAUAAUAAACAUAUUCAGUUAUUAAAAAAAAAAAUAGGAACAAUAACAAUAAAAGCGAAAUUUCAGAACAACACUAAAUCUCUAGAGAUUAAUAUAAUCCGAAUAAUCAUCAAUGAAAAAAUACGAAACUCCAAUCUUAAUUAUUUGGUUUGUUUGAGUAUAAUGCCAGGAAAAUUGCAGACAAAAACCUCAAAGUACGUAAAAGAUUUAAAUGGGUUGAAUUUUAAUGAGCACUUUUUUUUCCAUAAUUUAGAUUUGACACAACUACAUUUGUAUAGUUUAAAAAUUACGUUGAUUAGUUGUAACAUGAUUAAGCAAAAAAAAAUUGUUGCAGAAUCGCUAAGGCAUCUUACUGAUCUUAAACAUGCUGGUGAAACACCCAACAUAUCUUUUGAUCUAUUUUGCCGUUUCAAGUCAAAAGCUUCUAUGGCUUCCUUGCACAUUUCUUUAUGCCACCAAGCAACAAUAUCCAAACUAGAUGUGAUUAUUGGAGAAGCAAAACAACUGCCAAAGUUUUCAAAUACUUAUGUUACUGUUUCAUUAUUUCGUGAAGAAGAGAUUGAAAUAAAAAAUACUUCUACAAAGUACAAUACAAGUGAUCCUUUAUUUAAUCAAUCAAUCGAGUUUGAUAUUCGUACAGACGGUUCUAAUCCUCUUUCGGUUUUUGCAUUGGUUGUUACAGUUAACGAUUUGAAUUUUUUGAGGAAAAACCGUGUUAUUGGUCAUGUAAUAUUUAGUUUGCAUUCUCCACAAAAACAUGCUGCAACGCAUUGGAAUCGCGUACAAACUUUACCCCAUCAAACUCUUUCUGAGUGGCACUCUCUAAUAGAUCCAAAUGAAAUCUGAGUGGCACUCUCUAAAAGAUCUAAAUGAAAUCUGAAUUGCACCCUGAAACAGAUCCAAAUGAGACCUUUAUUUCAAUUCUUACAUUUUCUACCCAUACUCAACAAACUGAAUAAUAUUUUACUCCUGUUGGCUAUGAAGUUUAAGUUAAUAAAUAUCUUAAAAAAAAAACUGAUAUUCGUUAAUAAAAUACAGUUUUGUUAACUGUUUUGUUUAAAAAAAAUAUGUAUAUAAAGAGUACGACUAUUUUAAAGAGUAUAGCUAUCUGUAAAUAUUUAUAUAUGUAUGACAUUUUGAUAUAUUACAAGCAAUCUAUCUAUAUAAGUGUGGGUGCGUGUGCUUGUGUGCGCGCGCGGGUGUGUAUAUGUGUUUACAAUCAUAUUAAAAUGUUUUUAACAAA